This is a messenger RNA of Penaeus indicus, 1817 nucleotides long. RefSeq names its product carbohydrate sulfotransferase 11-like. Gene Ontology annotation, cellular component: membrane. Gene Ontology annotation, molecular function: sulfotransferase activity. The transcript has 7 exons. The coding region runs from base 190 to 1413 and encodes 407 amino acids. Gene Ontology annotation, biological process: carbohydrate biosynthetic process. The record is from RefSeq and is a predicted model, not a curated record. NCBI's taxonomy places the organism in Eukaryota, Metazoa, Arthropoda, Malacostraca, Decapoda, Penaeidae.
CACUGACAGGUUGAGCGAAAAAAAGUUAAGUUGACAGAAAAAAAAGUUGACAGAAAAAAAAGUUGACGAGAAUAAGUUGAUAAAAGAAAGGUUGACAGAAGAGCUGGUUGAGGAAAAGCUGGUUGAGGAAAAGUAAGCAGAAGAAAAGGCGAUCGAAAGUUUGCACGGUGACCGAAAGUUUACAAGGAAAUGUGGUCCAGAACAAGAAAAUUAAUUUACUUUUCGUUUUUGUUCUUGGCGGCGGCGGUGGGGAUGGUAUACUUGCGAGGGAAAUAUCCAGAAACGACGCCUUUUUUGGCGGAGAUUCGCGUCGUCGAGGGUGAGGCUGCUGGAGACCAAAAGGGGGUUGAAGAGACGACCGACAGAGGCGAAGACGAAGACCUAGAAAGACGCGGCGAUGACGCAGACGAAAGUGAAUACAAAGACGCAUACGACAGCGAGCAUGGCGACGCAGACGAAGGGGCGCUCGGUGACAAAGACGAAGAAAACGCCGCAAAGCAAACAUCCCAAACAAAGGAGGACUACGAAGGACAAGAGGAACCGAGACACUUCGAAGCCGAGAAGAGAAUCGGAAAGAACGAAGAAGAAGCCACAGGAGAGGGCUUAUCAGAGCGGUUUCGUCGGCGGCGAGAGAGGAUGAGGGCCGUCUGCGAGGAGAGGAGGAACAACAACCCCGGAGAAAAGGAGAACGUCGAAAUCACACUCAGGAGACAGAUCCUCCACUUCUGGGGCUGGAAUGUGUCCGUGUGCACCAUCCCGAAGGUGGGGUCCGGGACGUGGCGGGGUCACGUGAACCGCAUCAAUGGACGCUCCGGGGACCCCCUCAGAGACCCCAGGAGGAGGAAUCUGACGAGGAGGCCCGUGAGGGACGCUCUUGGCCAGGUGCGGAGGACGGUGCGGAUCAUGACGGUUCGACACCCCCUCACCCGCCUCGUGUCUGCCUACCGCAAUAAAUUUCGCAAUGGAAGGAGGUUCGGCGUCCAUCAUAAGAUCGGAAGAAGGACUUUCCUGUCUCCUGCUCUCAAACAUCUUCCCGAAAAGAGGAACAAGAACCGCCUGUCCUUCCCCGAUUUCCUCACGCACGUCGUGAAAUCCCACAGCGAAGGGCGCGUCAACUUACACUGGCAGACCUUUUCGUACUUGUGCUCGCCAUGCCAUCUCGACUACGAUUACGUCACGAAGCUGGAAACGCAGACGGAGGAGCUGCAUCACGUGUUCGGGGUCGUGGGCCUCCCCGCGGACCCUGCCAGGCAAGCCAACCCCAUCAAGAAGGGCGUGGACAAGGACACCUCCGACCUCGCAUAUUACAAACAAGUUCCUUUGGAGUUGAAGAAACAGAUAUAUGACGUCUUUAAGUUUGACAUGAUGAUGUUUGACUAUCAGCUGCCGGACGACUUUUGGGAAACCACGUAAUGUAGGGGAUACGUGCAAGUGUGCGUUUUUUAAGCGAGUUUUUUUUCAGAAGGUGAAAACAAUAGAAAAAUGUUACUAGUUCAACGUGUAAGAACUUUUAAUUAAUCUUUUGGCAUACCUUUGACUUAAUAGGCCCCACAUAGGAGAAUUUUUUUCAUAAUUACUGUCUGCAUUUCUAUAUAUUCACAGUAUGUAUCAAACCAUUCCCUAAAUAAGUGGUAUAUUCAUACAGAACUCUUAAAUAUAGCGUUUUUCAGCUGUACCUUUUCCUAAUAAUGUUUUCAUAAUGAGUAAUAAUAAUGAAUUACACAUGGACUUUUAAAUGGUAACGACUAUCACAAAUAAAUUACAAAAAUAAGUACAUAGAUAACUCAAUGUGUUUAUUCUUUAAUCCAUUCGUUAUU